Exophiala bonariae is the source of this 1842-nucleotide messenger RNA. RefSeq lists its product as uncharacterized. The coding region runs from base 1 to 1842 and encodes 613 amino acids. The transcript has a single exon. Lineage: Eukaryota; Fungi; Ascomycota; Eurotiomycetes; Chaetothyriales; Herpotrichiellaceae. The record is from RefSeq and is a predicted model, not a curated record.
AUGUCCGCUAAUUCUGGAAAUGGCGGAGUCAGGAACCUACGGGCUAUGUUCGAGAACAAAGGCGGUGAUCAAUCUACAUCUCCACCAAGCCGAGGCCGAUCCCCCAAUCCUUCAGAAUUCUCAAACGGUAGCCGACCUGUCAGCAAAGUUAGGGCAAGCUUCGUCGCUGUGGAAAGACCUGGCGAGAACGGCGGUCCUCCUAUCCUCGGUCUUAGAAGGGCCAGUGAAGUCAGCAGCCUAGGUGGCAUUCAAGAGAACGCAACAAUGGACGCCGGUCAUCUUGAGAGGUCUUCUUCUGUCAGGACAGAUGCAGACAUUAGGCAUGACGCUCGCCCGCCCUACGGAAGGGCUCAAUCUUCUACCAAUGGUACCCUGGAUGGUGGGCUAGGCAAGAUACUCAAGGGCUCUGCCUUUGCCGAAACUCCGUCAAAGGUUCCCAAGACCACUUCAGUCACCUCGAAUGCAAAGAAUCUGGGUGAAGCUCUGUCUUCCGGAAGACUGCAGAACCCAACUCGAGACUCUCCAUCCAAAGAAAACGGAAGCGCAAACGCAGCCACUAUGGUCAAGAACAUGAAAACUGAUGGCAGAUCCGGUCCUCCUCCACCAACAACCCUGCAGACCACAAAGUCCACACAGCCCAUCAAACCUCCUCCAACCAGACUGGCAACCAAGUCAAUUCCUAAAUCCCCCGUAAUCUCCAAGCCUUCUCCGAAAACUCCAACCUCACCAGUAACCAGUGUCAAAGGAGGGCCUGCAAAAAUCAGAGGUGUCAUGGAAUCAGCCAAGCAAGCUCAACAAGCUAGAGUUGAGUCAAAACCAACUCUGAAGCAAGAGAAAGCUCCCACUGCGCCCAAGCUGGAUACAAAGACAAAAGCCAAGUCGACAAGUGAGGUUACAAAGAAGGAAAAAGCCCCAGCAUCACCACAAGUAGCGAGAUCAUCCAAAAUUAUCAGGGCAAAGUCUCCCACAAGACCAUCAAGACUUCCGACUGCUGCAACAGCAAAUACCGCUUCAUCAGCUGCCAAGGACACACAUUUGUCCCCUACCGAGCCUGAUUUCCGCAAACCAGUCACAAAGAAGUCUUCGACUUUGUCCAUUCGACAACCACGCGCGAGUGUUUCAUCCACCACCUCCACAUUGGGAAAGAAACCUUCCCGUGCUUCGUUGGUUAACGGACACGAUAAGCAUGAGCGACCCAAAUCUCGAGUCAGCGUACAAGCAAGCAAGCCUGAUGAAGGCUUCUUGGCCAGAAUGAUGCGACCGACUACAAGUAGUGCUCAGAAAACACACGACAAGGUUCAAGUUAAUAGCCCUCCGCGUCCAAGAACUUCAACUUCGCAUAGACCCAAGGAUGUGACAACAAAGAAAGCACCACCGCCACCAAAAACGCAGCUCGCAAAGCCACAGAUGGUGACCAAUGAGAACGAGGCAGACAAAGCAAGUCACGAAGAUGUGUUUUCGCCGGACGAAACCGUGCAACCACCUCAAUUAGACGUGGAAGAGAUCAAAGAAGGUGAUGCACCAGUCGCAUCUGAGAGUAAGAUCGAAGUGCCGCAAGAGCCCAUCGAAAAUACUCCUUCUCUGGACCCAAACGAAGGUACAGCUACUGAGAAAAUCACCGACGAUAAAAUCACAGCAGAGGAUAAAGAAGAGCUACCCACGCCCACGCCCACGCCCACGCCCAUUGAGGAGGAAUCGCAUGUGGCGGAAGUCAAGGAGGAAGUACCAAACCAAACACCAAUUGAGAAUAUUUCCACUAUAGAAGAAAUUCAACCCGAGUCACCUAUAGAAGGAGUGGAGGACAGACCAGAGCCGGUUCAAGAGAAUGCUGUGGCAGUCUAG